Molecule: messenger RNA, 3783 nt
Organism: Eremomyces bilateralis CBS 781.70
Lineage: Eukaryota; Fungi; Ascomycota; Dothideomycetes; Eremomycetales; Eremomycetaceae
Exons: 3
Coding region: 332-3487 (1051 amino acids)
Molecular function (GO): metal ion binding
Source: RefSeq, a predicted model, not a curated record
GAUCACUAAAAGUAAAUAUUCAUCGAGGGCUGAAGCGAGUCUUCUCUUUGCCAGUUCGUUUUCUUCUUUUGUCUUCCGUUUACAUGUCUGUGUAGAUCUGUCACAGAUAAUAAAUCCCUUCGGAACGCGUUAGACACACGACCUCCACGACGAGGACGAGCUGUGUCCUAGGCUGCAGGAAAUACGAAACAUCGCAACUCAUCGCCUGCUACAAGGAAUCAAGUCCACACUCAGGAGAAUUGAUCCUCUUUCUCCUGCCAUCAAAUACAGCCCUCGCAUACGCAGGCUCCAUUCUCCUCCAGCUGACCCGCUGGAUCGACUCCGUUGUAAAAUGGCUCAAGCAAACGGGCCAGGGAAGACUCACUUCAAGAAAACCCAAGACUUCAAAUCCGAUUAUGCGGUGUCAGUCAAGUUCACUCAAUAUGAAUCCGAAAGGACGGGAAUGCGAGUGUUCGUGGUGGACCAGAAGGGUCCAAAGGUGUACGGAUACUUCGCAGUAGCCACCGAGAUCCACGAUGAUUCCGGCGCGCCCCACACGCUGGAACAUCUCAUUUUCAUGGGCUCAAAAAGCUACAGGUAUAAAGGUCUGCUAGAUAAGCUCGCAACCCGAGCGUACUCCAUGACCAAUGCGUGGACCGGCACCGAUCAGACAGUAUAUACUCUUGAGUCAGCGGGGUGGGAUGGCACAGCCUUGAUCCUCCCAGUCUACCUAGAGCAUGUGCUUCUACCCACGUUAACAGACGCUGGGUGCUACACCGAAGUCCACCAUAUUGACGGCACUGGCCAAGAUGCCGGCGUCGUCUACUGCGAGAUGCAAGACGUCCAGAACAAACAGUCGAACCUCAUGUCGCUCGAGGCCAAGCGCCUGCUGUAUCCGGAAGGAAACGGCUUCCGCUACGAGACAGGCGGAAUGAUGGAGCAGCUUCGAGUCCUGACUGCGCAACGCAUUCGAGACUUUCACAAGGAGAUGUAUCAGCCGAAAAACCUACGGGUCAUCCUGGUCGGCGACGUGAACCACGACGAGCUCUUGGGCAUCCUGGAGAAGUUCGAGGAUAGCGUCGUAGACGAAGUUCCAAAACCGGGCGAUCCGUUCAAGCGACCUUGGGUUGAGUCAGCUGCGCCGCCGCCACUCAGCCAAACGUCCGUGGUGAAGGUCGAAUUUCCCGAAGAGGACGAGAGCAUGGGCGAAAUCGUGAUCGCGUUCUUUGGGCCGGGUUACUUGGACGAUGUCGAUCUAACUGCAAUGAAUGCCCUUCUCUUGUACAUUGCGGGUUCCCCGGCUACGGUGCUCGAGAAUGUCAUUGUGGAGAAAGAACAAUUGGCGAGUGGGGUUUACUAUGAAUCCGAAGUUCAGACUAAAGGCGUUGUUUGGUUCACCCUGACGAGCGUCGAGACGGAGAAACUCGGCGAUGUUGAGAAGCGCUUCUUCGAACUUCUGAAAGAGACGGCGGCGAAACCAUUUGAUAUGAAAUACAUGAAGGAUUGCUUGGUACGGUUGAAGCGCCAUGACAAGCGAGAAUGCGAGACCAAUCCUUCGGCAUUUUCGGACGCAGUUAUCUCCGAUCACCUCUUCGGGGAUCGACAAGGCGAAUACCUCAAGCUGCAACUCAGUUCACUGAAGACCCUUGAUGAUCUGGACUCGUGGUCCGACCAACAAUGGAGAGACUUCCUGACCAAGUAUCUUGCCGAAGCGCACCAUGUUUCAAUUCUCGGCGUCCCUUCGGCGACACUUUCCGAGAAACUCAAGAAGGAUGAGCAGGCUCGCGUUGAGGAGCAGCAACAGCGGCUUGGGGAGGAAGGACUGAAGGAGCUCACGAAAAAGCUCGACGAAGCCAAAGCUGAAAACGAUCGAAAGAUCCCCGACGAGAUCAUGGAUGACUUCAAAAUCCCAGGAACGGAAUCGAUCAAAUUCAUCCCCACCACGAUGGCCAGGUCGGGUUUGGCCAAGAAGCUGGGGACGCUGGACAAUGAGAUCCAGAAGACCAUCGAUGCCGACAAGGAAAACCCGCUGUUCAUUCAUUUCGAGCAUAUCCCUAGCAAUUUCGUGCAAAUCGUCGUGCAAAUGGGCACCACCGACCUGUCAGCGGAUUUGAAGCCCCUGGUGUCAUUGUACCUCGCGAAUCUCUUCACUACGCCAGUGAUGAAAGAUGGAAAGAGGGUCGAGUUUGAACAAGUCAUCACGAUGUUGGAAGAGGAUACGGCAUCGUACCAUGCAGGUAGCGGGUUUGGGAAUGGUGACAUGUUGAGGAUUGAGCUAGUGGUCGAGCCGGAGAAAUAUGUUGUCGCCAUCGAAUGGUUGAAGACACUUUUGUUUGAUUCCAUUCUAGAUGUUGAGCGCCUCAAAACCAACAUCGCGAAGAUUCUCGCCGACAUUCCGGACGAAAAGCGAAGCGGCUGGGGUAUGUUAAAGGAUGCCGACAUUAUGAUCCAUUUCAAUGCCCAAUCCCUUCCACGUGCACGAAGCACUCUUGCCAAAGGGCUCUACCUCAAGCGGAUCAAGCAUCUGUUGAAUACGGAUCCCGACGCCGUGGUGAGCCGCAUGAAGCAAUUCAACUCAGCCAUUACGCAAUUCUGCAACAUGAGAGUUGCCGUGAUUGCAGAUGUCCACAAGCUGAAGGGCCCCGUCUCGUCUUGGGAGACAUUGACCGCUGGCCUCGACACCAGCAAGCCACUGAACGCCAUCGACCGGAAACAAGAACGGCUUUCCGACGCUGGCAAGACCCCUGGAGGCAAGGCCUUCAUCGUCCCCAUGCCCCCGAUCGAUUCCUCCUUCGCUAUGCUCACUGGCCCCGGACCCGACUCCUAUGCCCACCCCGACCUCCCCGCUCUCAUGGUGGCCAUGGCGUACCUCGACACCACAGAAGGACCCAUCUGGGCCAACCUCCGCGGCACGGGGCUCGUCUACGGUGCCAAUUUCUCCCGAUCCGUCGAGAACGGCCUGAUGGAAUUCAGCAUCUACCGAUCGCCGGAUGCGUUCAAUGCGUACGCGGCGGGGAAGAAGGUCGUGGAUGACUUUGUGUCCGGGAAGACGCCGCUGGAACAGCAUGCCUUGGAGGCCUGCGUCAGCACCAUUGUUCUCGGCAUGGCGGACGAGCAGCCGACGAUGGGAUCGGCGGCGAUGCUGGCAUUUGUGAACGAGGUCAUUCGAGGGGUUGGGAAGGAGUGGAGCCAAAAAAUGCUCGGGAAGGUGAGAACGGUGGGGAAGGAGGAUGUGCAGCGGGUUAUGGGCGCGUGGUUGGCGCCGCUGUUUAAUCCGAAAUCGGCGAAUCUGGUGGUGACUUGUGCGAGCAUCAAUGCUGAGUCUCUCAAGACCCGAUUCGAAGCCGAGGGGUUCGCUCCGGAGGUUCAACCGCUCAAAUUCUUCGAAGAUGACUAUGGCUUGAAAGGCGACGACUUGGAUGAUGAGGAUGAGGAGGAUGAGGAGGAUGAGGAAGAUUUCAACUCUGGGAAGGAUAGUGAUGAGGAUAUGGAGGAGAACGCGGAGUAAAAUAGGGCCCUAGUGGUAUCGAACGAACUCCCUACGAGUAGAAUGCGAUUCGAUAGACUUGGUGGCAAUGUCUGUCACCGUCCGAUACAUCAUUGCGUUGGUUGGUAUUGCUUCAUCUCUUCUUGUAGAGCCUCCUUGACAAUCGCCCCGCACAUUUUCGCGUACGGAUUGGUCUUCACCGCCAAGACCUUCGCAACCUCGUUUCCAUAUCGUCCGCCCCAGAAGAAAUCCAUGCUGGCCAUUUCCUCCAAGGUAUCCGAGCUCAGACCCCUCAGCGACUCCGGGAGCUUCACCGA